This is a messenger RNA of Penicillium pulvis, 471 nucleotides long. RefSeq lists its product as uncharacterized. The transcript has a single exon. The coding region runs from base 1 to 471 and encodes 156 amino acids. Lineage: Eukaryota; Fungi; Ascomycota; Eurotiomycetes; Eurotiales; Aspergillaceae. The record is from RefSeq and is a predicted model, not a curated record.
AUGUCGCCCCACCUUGAUUAUCAACAUUGUGGCAACAGCACCGAUAUUGCAAAGUCCCGCGGAUGUCAAUUCGAUCUCUUGAAUUAUGUCUGGCUGCCAGAGCCCUGUAUAGAGCAAGAAACCGUGAAUGAAUUCCGCAUCUGGCUAAAUAGCCCAGAGCGCCAAUUUGGGCGCUGGCCGUUUUUUUCCGAUCGCGAAGGACAAGAACGCAUCGCCGACGAGCAAGCCUUGUCAGAGCGGGUGCAUGUGGACACUCGCGCGCCUCAAGAAGAACAUCUGGCUCAUUGUAUUUUCCUGUGGCGUCGAUUGGCACGCAUUGCUGUUAUGAAGGUGGAGCUGGAUAUCGGGAUUGGUCAUAUUCACCAUUGUACUGAGGGCCUACUGGAUAUUUUGCAGGGGCCAAAUCCAGUGGAUGCAGAACGGCCACAUACAGUAUUUCAGGUUGGAUUCGGUGGAUGCAGAUUAGGAUAG